CUUAGUUUUGAACUAGCUUUCGAUCGCGUUGGUUUGGCUUGUUGUUAAUUUUGCGUGCGGGUGUGUGCUUCAAUUUCACUGAGUCAGCUGUUUUUUUCUUGUUCUGUUUCGGUCGGUUUUUUGCUUCAACAGCAUCUCCAGCGCGGAUGGCAAUAUGCAAUGAAAACAAAAACGCGCAAAUAUGUGCGAAUAUUAGCGUGUGAAAGUGCAGCAAACAACGCCCCCCUCCUUCUCCGUUUCCAGAUGUGCAGCAGCCCUAAAGGCUCCAAUCGAGACUCCGAUUAGUUUUGUUGAUGUUUUGAUAAUAGCAGCAGUGCGUGACGACAAUUUCAGUUCAGUGGGCUUGUUAUUUGAUUACGACUUUUUUUCGCGCUUUGGAAUACGCAAGUUCAGCGGAUCGUGUUUCUGUGCAGAUAUGGGAUCUUUUGUGGUGUUAUGGAGGCUGGAAUGAAAUCUAGUAUUGUGUGACGAUUCGUGCGAGCGGGUAGUUCAAGCAUUGGGCCGUUGAUUCCAUGGUGGGACACACGCCGAGAGUGUUCUUAAUAGGGAAAUAAGUGGAGCAAAUUAAAUUGGCGACGAGCGCAGGGAAGAGGCAGCAAAUCUAAAGGUCAAUUCUACUGAUGGAAUAAGUGACUUUGCGCUUAAUUAGUGCACGCUUGGAGAUCGAGGCCGAUCGAAGCUUCUCAGCUGGGUGGCAAUGUUAGCGAAGAGUUGUUUAUUCUGUCGUUAAUUCAGGAAACCUCGAAAGGAUGUCGAUGUUAGCAGAGGGUUUUUAUCAGUGAAAAAUUGUCAGAAUGAAAUCAUAGUGGAUGGAAAAAAAAGUGGUAAAACCGGAAAAAGAGAGUCAUCACUGGCGCUGAAGGAAGAAUAGUGAAGCCAUAAAGAAUUCGAAAUCAAGCGAGAAGCCGCGAUAGACAACACCGAUAUCGUAGUGUUUUAGUUGCGGUGGAUUAAUUUAUAAUUAUCGCUUAUACUGUUGGUGCGUUGUUUUCGUUCUUGUAGGAGUGAAAGGAAGUUAUUUUCUCGACCCAGUAGAAGACCAUAAAAAGAAGAAUGUCUACGCUGGACUGGGGAAGGUGAAAGAAGGAAACAAUUACUGCACUGCCGUGAUUACUUCUGCGUGCACCGAAGUAAACUAAUUACUACCAAAAAGGUGAACCACUGAUUGGACCAAUGAACUCUCGCUGUGUCCGAUGGUGAGACUUUCCUGAGAAGAAAAAUCAACGGAAGUAGAGCGACUUCAAACGGUUAUAAUGAUGGAUGUAUUAAUUCUGGGAUUUUUGGCCUGGUGCCAGGCGAUGCUGCUGUUCAACACAGUCUCCGGAAGUCAUCACAACACGUCGCACAUUAGAGACUGUUCCACCUUACAUCCAUCAUGCGUUCGUUGUAACGAACGUGGCUGCAUCAAGUGUUCCGAACUGCUCCGGAUAGACACCAGGGAGUGUCUCGACGAUUGCCCCAGCGGAUACAUUGCUCAAUGGUCAAGUACGUCGGAAUUUAUGGGCCGUGUUUGCUAUCCCGUGGGGUUCUCUGGUUCGUUUCUGGCGGCCGUCGUUGGCAUCGUUGCUGGAGCUGUGCUUUGUAUUGUCCUCAUCAUCGCUGCCAUGGCUGUCAUCCGGCGAAAGCAGAAGCGUAAAAAGUACCGAGAAACUUUCAUCGAUGAGAAUAUGGACAGGUUGGAGUUUCUGAGACAGCUAGACGAAUUACGCCCACAGGCCGAGUACUUUCUCCAGAUGUUGAACGAUACGAGGCGACAGAUCAGGAAGCUUCACCUGGCAGGCGAUAGCUCGGGAGCAGCAACAUAUCAUCCCGUAGUUCGUGACCUAGCGAAAAUUCUUAUCCUUCUCAACAAACCGGUCGAACUGAUCAGUUCUCCGCCGCACGACUGGCAGCGUCUGUACGUGUGGGCGGAGAGAGUUCUAGAUCGAUACAAACCCGAGCUUACCCAGUUGAUUGAGUUCCUCCAGCAGCCAUCGCUCCCAUCAUCCGCUUCCGAUCCGCGGCUUGGAACCAGUGAACACUCCACCUUCAAGUCGAAAUUCAGCUGUAGCUCGGCGCACGCAAACGAGAGUGACUCCUCGCCGAGUUUGAGUGCCAAAAAUCAACGCAACCUGCUCCAGCUGGACGCGAUCAGUGCCCAGCAACAGCAGCAGCAUCAGCACCAGCAACACAAUCAUUUCCUCGGCUCGCUUAUCAGCUUGCACGAGUUCGAUGAGCGUUCGUCAACGUCGCAUUUGGAUGCGGGCAACACGAACAAUCCAUUCGGCGACACCUUCGAUCACGUCCGAUCGUAUCUGUCAACAUCGGGUAUCAAUGAUAGUUCGCUGUGGUUGCAGGACGAGUUUUUCAAACUCGGCUUCCGACCGCAGGAUGAAAUCACCACCGAGCUGUAGGACAAACAUUCCACAUCCGUACCCGUACUCCUUACUGCAGGAAGUCAGAGGAUGUCUAGUACGAUGAAGAGAGGAAGCGAGUGAGCGCGAAAUCGAUACAAUCACGAAACUAGUCACAAAUAUUGCGUAAAUUUGUAAAAAGUUUUUUUUAUAACUUAAUUAAUCUGUCUAUUGUAUACAUUUCCGAUAAGAUAAUCUCUAGUAGAGAAACGGUUAGUUGUAUAAAUGUAGUUUUCCUAGAAAGCGAUGUAUUAGAAAUAGAAUUUCAAGAUUAUUGUUAUAUCCAAACUAUGACACUGUAUUAAGAAGCAAUAUUGAAACAUUGAUAGAGAAUGUCUUCCAGUAUACAACAGUAUGUUUUCAAUUUAAUCGGAGUCAAAUGUAGUUAGCAUCAAGCAGUGCAGUGAGAGGCUGCUGUUCCGAAUCCAGCGAAUCGCUUGAACUGGGAAAUAAAUUCACUUGAAUCACAUGUAAAUAAAA
Molecule: messenger RNA, 2873 nt
Organism: Toxorhynchites rutilus septentrionalis
Lineage: Eukaryota; Metazoa; Arthropoda; Insecta; Diptera; Culicidae
Gene: T48
Exons: 2
Coding region: 1254-2393 (379 amino acids)
Source: RefSeq, a predicted model, not a curated record